CUGUCAAAAUGAAACGCUAAGCAAAGCAUUUUUGUAUGCUUGAAAUCAGCAAAGAAUUGAACUGUAAAAGUCCACUGAGUUGCCAUGUGAGUCAGCCUGGCUGCGCUGUGCGUCAGGCGGGAUGUGACUGGACUCGAGGUGCGGGGCGCACUUGGCUCACUUCAGUUGCUAUAUGGAGACGCACCUCCCAGCUGAUCCGGUUAAUUUACCCCCCACCCCUCCAGCACCCGGUGUGUUGCCCCCUCUCGGUAGGUUUGUCUUCUGCUGUGCUCCUCUGCAGGCUGCAGACUCGGGCUGGAUGUGCGGACACUUGCUGCGCGUCUCUUAAUGCUGAGGAGGAACCGCAGGAGCAGCAGAAGCAAAGAGAAGGAGAUCAGCGGGACGCACAUGGCUGGAUGACAUGAUGUUCCUACCCUUCUCCCCUCCCCCCUCCACCUCUCUCUUCCCUGUUUUCCUUCCACUCCUCCUUCUCCUUCCUGCAACCCUUGUCUCCUCCUCCUUUUCCCACACUCCAUUGAGCUGGACUUCGCCUCAUGACCCCUGCUAUCACCUAGAUGGCCGUCCACGACACUGCCUGUCCGAGUUUAUCAACGCUGCCUACAGUAUACCAGUCAAUGUUAGCCACUCGCUACAGGUGCCUGACUAUGACGGCAACAUCACCACCUUGACAGACCUCCACAAUCCCCAUAACCUCACUUGCUGGAUGGCUCACAGAGGUUCUGACGCUGGGGAAUGGGUCAUCACGCUACCUCUAGGCCGCCGCUUUGAGAUUACAUAUAUAAGUUUACAGUUCUGCCACCAGGGGGAGCCAUCAGACCCCAUCGCCAUCUCCAUCCUCAAGUCGAUGGACUACGGACGCACCUGGAGGCCGAUGCAGCACUACUCUAAUGACUGCCUUGGGACCUUUGGGCUGCCGUCCCUGACAGUAGCCCAAACAAGGCACCAAGAGACAGAACCGCUCUGCUCGGACCCUCGCCCCUUGCAAAAGCAGAGGGGUGGCAUGGUGCUGGCCUUCUCCACAUUGGACGGAAGACCAUCUUCUCCUGAUUUUGACUACAGUCACACCCUCCAGGACUGGGUGACAGCCACAGACAUCCGCGUGGUCUUCCAUCAGGUGUCCAAAAAUGACAAAGUGGGCAACUUGGACAGGAAGGAAGAUGCACGACUGCGUGAUGGUGCAGAAGAUGACAGAGGGACUGGGCUUCUGAGGUGGAGAGAGGUGGGCUACAGGGGGCACACUGGAGAUCAAGUGAACAAGUUAAACACAGAUAAUACACUGGCAUUUUUUGAUAGGGAGACAAAAAACUCAGAGAUGAGGGGGAGGAACAAAGGGGAGAAAGUGGACAAACAUGGAAGGAAGGGCCAUCAUAAAGGGUCAGAUCAAGAUGAAGAUGAGCACAACGUGACCAGCAAGGAAGGGGGUGAUCGCAUUAGCACAGACUCACUCGCCCCCUCAAAGAAAGGUGGGAAAGGCAGAGGGCGGGGCCAUAAGCAGGAAAACAAUCAUUGGCUUCCUUGCCCCAGCGGAGGUUGUAAUUGGACGGUUGUAGGGCGAAACAGGAGUAGCAAGGGGCGGGAACUGAGGAAGAGGAGAAACAAUAACCUCAACACCAAACAAAGCUCCAUGGACCUGCAGGUGAGACCUCCUGCUGCUUUUAUUUCUGCUGUUCAUGCUCCUCUGGCCCUCUCGGACCUGCAAGUUGGCGGCAGGUGUAAAUGUAACGGACAUGCUUCCAAAUGUCGCCGUGACGACACAGGCCGGGCGGUGUGUGUGUGUGAGCAUCACACAGCAGGGCCAGACUGUGAUGUGUGUGAGGACUUCUACUGUGACAGACCGUGGCAUCGAGCUACACCCACCAACCCACACCCCUGUGUUGCCUGUGAAUGUAACGGUCAUUCAAACAAGUGCCGCUUCAGCAUGGAGGUGUUUCAGCAGUCGGGCCGGCGCAGCGGAGGCGUGUGUCAGAAGUGUCGCCACAACACGGCCGGUCGCCACUGCCAGUACUGCCAGAACGGAUACACCCGCGACUACAGCAAGCCGCUGAACCACCGCAAGGCCUGCCAACCGUGCCAGUGCCAUCCUUUGGGGGCGGUGGGUCGCUGGUGCAACCAGACAUCAGGACAGUGUCUGUGUCGAGAAGGUGUGACCGGCCUCAGGUGUAACCGCUGUGCCCCGGGAUACAAACAGGGCAGGUCCCCUCUGCGGCCCUGCAUACGAAUUCAAGCGGUCGCACCGACUCCAGCAUACCAGCCUCAGUACAGCAUAGCGGAGGAGUGUGUUUCAUACUGCCAGCCUUCUCAGCUUAAAGUCAGAAUGAACUUGGAGACUUAUUGUCUCAAGGACUACGUGCUGAAGGUGCAGGUGAGAGGGAUGGAGCGUUCAGGUCCCUGGUGGCAGUUCUCCAUCUCAGUCCAAACAGUCUUCCGUACGGGGUCCACCUCCCGCGUUCGCAGGGGCCCCCGUUCCCUCUGGGUCCCUGACCGUGACCUUGGCUGCGGGUGCCCGGCCCUCCAUGUGGGCCGGACGUUCCUCUUGAUCGGUGCGGAGGAGGGGGAGCGGGGUUGGGGCCCCGAGGAGAGUCGCCUGGUGGCGGACCGCUCCACACUUGCCCUCCAGUGGCGGGAACACUGGAGCCACAAACUAAGGGGCUUCCGGGGGCAGGACAAGAGGGGCCGCUGCCCGUCGAAAUCCCACGACAACCACCAGCACCACAGGGAGCGAACAAAGCCCCAGUCUGGGUACAUCCCCCCUCACUUGGUAACUGAGAAAGACACUCAAACCUCAGAGGUGCCGCACACACACUCUCACGGGGACGACGAGGUUAAAUCCACAGAGCCGACCUCUUUGUCAACCACACCCGCUUUGGUGUGCUCUACUCAAGGUCCUGGAUGAAAAACAAAAACCACGAGGAGAGAAAAAAAAAAUAAUAAUAAUAAAAAACAUUUUCCUCCACCUCUUUGGAGAACAACCACGAGGAGAGAAAAGUGCUCUUUUUUACAGCUUUUCCUGAAGGCCUCAGGAGAAACAGUCGUGACUCCACACACAGAAACACACACUCACCUCUUAUGUGUGAUGUUUAAGUGCUAAAAAUGUGAAGAAACACAAGGAGACUUUUUUUGGAAGGUAAAGUUAAAUUUUGUGCAGGAAAACGUUUCACUUAUGUGAAAUUUUAAUAUUUUCUACCUAAGAAGCUUUUGAAAAUUAAAAGUCUGACUAAACUCUGAUUGGAAUACCCUGCAGUAUUUUUGCAUCUUAUUUUAGUAUUUAUGUCAUAUUUAUUCAAUUAAUUAACCUGUAAUAUAUAUAUAUAUAUAUAUAUAUACACACACACACACAAAGGAAAACUGACAGUCUAAAUAAAUAACACACACAACAACACAAAUUGUGCCAAUUUACCAACAUUAUUAAAAGGCCAAAAAUUCUACCUCACAUUUGCUACACAACAAAUGUAAUAAGCUCAUCCAGAAAUGUCAUGUUUUUUUUUUUUGUUAAAUAAAAACAGAGUGGCCAUGUUAUUAUAUACAUUUUUUUUUGUUUGUUUUAUUUUAUUUUAUUUUUUUACUGGCAAGAUCCAUAAAGUAUCUUUGACUUUGUAUUUUUAAUUUUUAUAGCAAAAUUUGAAAUGAACAGAAUAAAAUUAAAUGUAUUAAUAAAAUUCUACUAAAUCCAAGGAGCUUUAAAAUGACAGUAAAUGUAAAGAGCUGUGCUGUAGCUGAUAAUUUAAUAUUUUAACAAAAUUUCUACACAUUUUCCAUUAGGGAAGAACUUUUACUUCUUUACCAAUUCUAGUCUAAAGUUGUGCAUCUGUAUUGUGUACUACAACUGCACAGAUUAUUUUCUAAUAAUUUCUGCUUCUGCUCACGUGUAGUUUCAAUAGCUGAAAUAAAAAUAACACAGGUCUCUGACUCAAACCCACAUGUGUCCCUUGCAUUCACACAUUAUUUGGGGAAAUUGACACUAUCUACAAUCUACUUCCUCACUGAACAGCUGACAUCGAGACCAAACUAACUUCAGCCAAAUUUUCUAACCAUAUAGGAAUCCUCUGAUAGACUGUUAGAGGCCCAGAUACGGAUCUAAAAAGCACUGGUCUGACCUAUCGUCACGACUUCUGUUUCCAUUUGGGAGAUAUGGCGUCAUAGCCCAGGGGAAAUGCUGGUGGAGGUGGUGGUGGUGGUGGUGGUGGUUAGUUCGGACAGAUGGAAGAGCUCCUAUUUGUUGAGCAGCCAUGUUGUUUUGGUCACGGCUGUGUCAGCGAUUGGCUGUGCCGCCGUGUCGCAGCCUGUGAUAGAAAAUAAAAAGAGAAAAAUAGCCUCGCUGACUGAUGACGGCUCACCGAGGGAGUUUCUGUGGACUUUGUACUCAUGAGGUCCAAAUGUCUUCACAAGCUUCUUCCAGCAGCUUCUGUGGGAGCACAUAACCCACAGGGGUCCUUAUAGGAAGCGAAAAGAUUCUGUUGAAGCAGGAUUGAGUUUUUAAAAUUUUGUUUCCUUCGGGCCUCCAAAAUAUGAAGAUAUGCCACUGGCCGACAGUGAUCGCUGAAGAGUGAAGUCCACUUAAUGCUUAGGAGAAGGACAGGGGACUUUUUAAAAUUUACCGCAGCUUCGUAUCAGAACUUUGGAAAUGUGUCAACACCAACCGUUGAAUGAAUGAGUUACAGCUGGACCAAAUAGCAAGCAAGAAGUGUUGUGUGGCUUUUUAUUUUCAUAUAAAAUCAUCAAUAAAUGCUGCAAUGUGAUUAUAGUGGACACGUGAGCUCAAACAUUACAUUUCAUCUGAAAAAAAUAAGCAGAACAGGGCAGAAUUUGCAUUCUGAACAAAACAAGUUUACAAGCUCAUUUUGCUUAAAAAAAAAAAAAAAAAAAGAAAAAAGAAAAAUAAGAAGAAAGUGGAAUUUAAGAUGCCCUAGCUGAGA
Scatophagus argus is the source of this 4913-nucleotide messenger RNA. RefSeq names its product netrin 5 (gene ntn5). The coding region runs from base 401 to 2893 and encodes 830 amino acids. Gene Ontology annotation, molecular function: protein binding. Lineage: Eukaryota; Metazoa; Chordata; Actinopteri; Scatophagidae. The record is from RefSeq and is a predicted model, not a curated record. The transcript is spliced from 7 exons.